Molecule: messenger RNA, 2005 nt
Organism: Gossypium raimondii (Peruvian cotton)
Lineage: Eukaryota; Viridiplantae; Streptophyta; Magnoliopsida; Malvales; Malvaceae
Product: aspartic proteinase
Exons: 14
Coding region: 146-1651 (501 amino acids)
Biological process (GO): proteolysis; lipid metabolic process
Molecular function (GO): aspartic-type endopeptidase activity
Source: RefSeq, a predicted model, not a curated record
AAACCCACCCAUCAAUAUGCAAUACCUUUGAGGUACUUACGGUGCCCAACACGUCAUCUCUCUUUAGCUACUUAAACAUGAAGCAACAUCUACCCCAUUACAAACCUUGGGUCGCUCAUCUCUUUAUCCCAAGAUCAACCUCAGCAUGGGCAUUAAGUUUCUUCUUCAUGCAAUCUGUGUAUGGACUUCGACAACCUGCUGGGUUCUCACUGCAUCAACUGACGAUGGGCUAGUGCGGGUCAGUCUGAAAAAACAGCCAUUAGAUCUUAAAAGAUUAAAUGCUGCCAGGAUAACCCGAGUAGGGCUUGAAAGCAAUGUGAAUGAUCAAGGAGCAGGUGUAGUAUACCUAAAGAAUUAUCUUGAUACGCAAUAUUAUGGAGAAAUUGGCAUAGGUUCACCUUCUCAGAGCUUCUCUGUUGUCUUUGACACUGCUAGCUCUAAUCUUUGGGUUCCAUCUUCAAAAUGCCUUUUUUCUAUUCCUUGUCAUUUGCAUUCCAAGUUUCGAGCAAGGUGGUCCAGUACUUAUACCAAGAUUGGGAUACCUUGCACAAUCAACUAUGACUAUGGAGAUGUUUCUGGCUUCUUUAGCCUGGAUCAUGUUAAAGUUGGAGAGAUUAUUGUCCAAGAUCAAGAGUUCAUAGAGAUUACAAGGGAAGCUUUUCUACCAUUCCUAGUAGCAAAAUAUGAUGGGAUUCUUGGACUCGGGUUUCCGGAAAUUUCAGUGGAACAAGCUACUCCUCUGUGGUUCAGUAUGAUGCAACAAGGUCACAUUAACCACAAACUUUUCUCUCUGUGGCUAAGUGGAGAUUUAACAUCAGAGUUGGGAGGUGAAAUUGUGUUUGGAGGUCUUGACUGGAGGCACUUCAGAGGUGGUCACACUUAUGUCCCGGUUACAAGAAGUGGUUAUUGGGAGAUUGUGGUGGGGGACAUUUUAGUAGAGAGCAUUUCAACAGGAGUAUGCAAGUUUGGCUGUGCAGCUAUUCUGGAUUCAGGGACACCCUUAAUUGCUGGGCCAACUCAAAUUGUGGAUCAGAUCAACAGUGCAAUUGGAGCAGAAGGAAUUGUAAGCAUGGAAUGCAAAAAUGUUGCUUCUAAGUAUGGAUAUGCCUUAUGGAAUACCUUGAUAUCUGGGGUACGCCCUGAAAUUGUGUGUGUCGAUGUCGGGUUGUGUUUAUAUAAUGGCUCACAGAAAGUGAGUGGUCGGCUGAAGACGUUGUUAGAAGAUGAAACUAUGGAAGGGUCAGCCAUGGGUGAGAGUGCUGUCUGUACUUUCUGUGAGAUGAUUGUUUUCUGGAUUCAGGUUCAGCUCAAACAACAGAAAACAAAGGAUGCAGUCUUCCAAUAUGUGGAUCAGCUAUGCGAUGAUCUUCCAAAUCCCAUUGGAAAAUCAUUUGUGAACUGUGGUUCCCUCGAAAUUCUGCCAGAUGUUACAUUUACCAUUGGAAACAAAUCUUUCCCUCUUACUCCACAACAGUAUAUUCUUAAAGUUGAAACAAGCUAUUCUACAGUGUGUGUCAGUGGCUUUGUCCCUUUGGACGUGCCUCCCCCACGAGGUCCAAUCUGGGUACUUGGAGAUAGAUUCCUAAGCGCUUACCAUACGGUGUUUGACUUCGGAAAUAUGAGGGUGGGAUUUGCAAAAUCUGCAAAUUAAAUAUUGCCAAACUGGAUAUCUCACCCUGUAAUUCACCGACAUUAAUCCGAGGGCAGAUGGAUAACAAUGGAAGGGAAGAGAAAGGAUGCAUCACUUUUUAGAUAUUCUAUUUACAUAAUGCUCAUUCUGCUUGAAAUACCUUGUGUGUAAUGGUUAAAUAUUUCACCUCGUCAAUAAACUGCAGUCCAACCUUAGAGUUCCAAUUUCCCAACUUUUUUAAUGAACACGUAAAUGUGAUCCAAAUUAUUGACAAAAGUAUACUGUAUACUGUUUUUUGUUUUUAUUGUAUAUACAAUUAAUAUUUAUAAUAAAUUAAAGCUGGCUGAUGCCGGCUAUACAGUGCAUUUAGUAGAA